Molecule: messenger RNA, 4189 nt
Organism: Perognathus longimembris pacificus (Pacific pocket mouse)
Lineage: Eukaryota; Metazoa; Chordata; Mammalia; Rodentia; Heteromyidae
Gene: Helb
Product: DNA helicase B
Exons: 13
Coding region: 29-3313 (1094 amino acids)
Source: RefSeq, a predicted model, not a curated record
UCGGUGGAGACUGCACUAAGUUCUGAGUAUGGCCAGGUCCAACCAACCUCUUCGCCAAUUGCUGGGACCGCUGCUCCCGCCGAAGGACGAGGGGGAGGAGGACUGCGAUGAUCCGGAGGAGGUGGAGGAGGAUGAAGACUCGGUGUUUGUGGACGCGGAGGAGCUCUGCAGUGGGGGCAUCAAGGCUGGCGGCCUCCCCGGGAGGCUCCGGGUUAACAUUCCAGAUGAAUUCACUGGAGAGCAAUGUAAAGUGCAAGGACGUUUUCCCAUAACUGGUCCUUGGUGGCGAGUGAAGGUGCAUGUGAAGCCGGCGGCAUCCAAGAGUUAUCAAGUUCAGGGGUAUCCAUCAUACUUUUUACAGUCUGAUAUGUCACCACCGAAUCAAAAACAUAUCUGCUCCCUAUUUCUUAAGGAGUGUAAGGUCCCCUCUGAGGACAUAAUGAAGUUUUUAGCAUGGAUAAAGGAAGUAUCCAGUUUUAAAGACCUGAACUUUGAAAAUCUUAAGGAAACAUUAAGAACUUUCUACAGAGAAAUCCGAAAGGAUAAAAAAAAUUCUACACAGAGUGAACAGGGAGAUUUAGAAUCAGAGGGUAAAAUGCGACUUCCUAUGGAAAAGCAAAUUCCAUUUAUAAAUGUAAUGCGAGCUUUGCGGUUUCCAAAAAUAAUGGAAUUCCUUCCAAUUCUUCUGCCACGACACUUUAGACAGCUCAUAAACACGGAUUCUAGAGCUGUGUUGGAAGAGAUAGAAAAGAUUUUAGGUACAGAUCCAUGGAAGUUGGGAUUUAGUAAAAUUACCUACAGAGACCUGAAGCUUGUGCGCUGUGAGGCCAAUUGGACAGCCUACUGUCAGUGCCCAUCUCUUCUGCAGUUGAUGAAUAGUUUGGAGAAGAAUGCGUUGGUCAUCUAUUCUAAGCUGAAGCAGAUAUGUAGAGAGUACGGGCACACGUAUGUUGAAGAAGCUGACUUAACCUUAGGAUUGUCAGAGGAAAUGUCUUUCUAUGAUACUUGGCAGUCUCUGAAGUUUCUGAAGGAUAUUGGUGUGGUGACAUAUGAGAAGGGCUGUGUCUUUCCUUAUGACCUUUACCAGGCUGAAAAGGGCAUUGCUUUUUCCAUAUGUAGCCUGAUACAGAGACCUCCGUGGCACUUACGUGUGGAUGUUAAGAAGGUGUUAGCAUCUCUCUGUACCACCAAACUGGAGGAGGUGAGAAAUGAGGAUGUGUUUGAGGAAAAUAAACUUGGUGAAACAAGAUUGGAAAGUUCCACAGACAUUCUAAACCCACAGGAUGGUGCUGACUUUAUUUGGAAUAUUGAAAAUGAAAUUGAUGGAGGAAUCAAUGAAAUGCACCUGGAUCAGGACCAGGUGGCAGCUUUGGAAAUGAUUUGCGCCAAUGCUGUGACAGUCAUCAGUGGGAAAGGUGGUUGUGGGAAGACCACAAUCGUGAGUCAACUUUUUAAGUGCCUACAGCAACUGGAAGAAAGAGAAGUGGAAAAAGCAUGUGAAGAUUUUGAACAGGACCAGAAUGUUCCAGAAGACUGGAUUACCUUUACUGAGCAAAGUAAGCUGAAGAUGGACAAGGCUAUAGAGGUGUUGCUCACGGCACCUACAGGGAAAGCAACUGGCUUACUGAGAGAGAAAACGGGUUUUCCUGCUUACACGCUACAUCAGGUCAAUUACAGCUUCUAUUUAUGGGACAAAGUGCUGGUGAACAAGGAUUUGCCGUGGAAAUUUUCUUCGGUUAGAGUUCUGGUUGUGGAUGAAGGGAGUUUGGUAUCUGUAGGAAUCUUCAAGUCUGUUUUAAAAUUAUUGUGUGAGCACUCCAAACUUUCUAAGCUUAUUAUCCUUGGUGAUAUUAGGCAAUUACCAAGUAUUGAACCUGGUAACCUGCUGAAAGAUCUUUUUGAGACUCUUAAGUCCAGAAAGUGUGCUAUUGAGCUGAAGACAAACCACAGGGCAGAAUCACAGCUAAUUGUGGACAAUGCGACACAAAUCUCCAGGCGUAAAUUUCCAAACUUUGAUGCGGAACUGAAUGUGUCUGAAAACCUUUCAGUCCCCAUCUCAAUCCAGGAUAAGACAUUCAUUUUCAUUAGACUUCCAGAAGAGGAUGUCAGUUCUCAGUCAUCUAAACGUGAUCAACAAUCUUACUUAUAUUCUGCAGUUAAAACUUUACUCCAAGAAAGUGACUUUAAAAAAGCAGAAACAUCACAAUUCAUUGCAUUUAGAAGGCAGGACUGUGACCUGAUCAAUGACUGUUGCUGUAAGCAUUACACAGGCCGCCUCAUUCGUGACCACAAGAGGAGACUCAUAUUUGGAGUUGGUGAUAAAAUCUGUUGUACUCGGAAUGCGUACCUCUCAGACUUGCUUCCUGAAAGUGACUCCGGUUCUCAGCAAGGUGAUGACCAAGAAGCCGGAGGUGACAGCCCUUGUGGGACUCCUCGUGAUUGUGCUAAAAAUUAUAAGAAUGACCUUCACAGUGGAAUUCGACUGUGCAAUGGAGAAAUAUUCUUCAUAAGAGAGGAUGUAACUGAUAUAACUUUCAGAAAGAAAAGACUUUUGACCUUAAGUAAUAUGGCUGGCUUGGAAGUAACUGUGGAUUUCAGAAAACUAAUGAAAUACUGUAACAUAAAACAUGCUUGGGCCAGAACUAUCCAUACCUUUCAGGGCUCGGAGGAGGACACGGUGGUGUAUGUGGUGGGCAAGGCAGGUCGCCAGCAUUGGCAACACGUCUACACUGCGGUGACCAGAGGCCGCCGCAGAGUCUAUGUCAUCGCCGAAGGAUCUCAGCUCCUCAGCACAAUCAGGAAACCCAAUAUUCCCAGGAAAACUCGGUUAAAACAUUUCUUGCAAAACGAGCUCAGCGAUGGCCCUGAGGCUCCAGCAGAUUUUGCUUCCCAGUCGAGUUGCUGUGGAGAUGGGGCAGGACCUGGCACGCAGCCUUCAGCAUUCCCCGGCCCUGCAGCCACUGCCAACAUUGCCACCAAUGGUGUCACCAGGGACAAGGACUCUCCCACUAAGAAUGGGCCGUGGGCCUUUGCUGCAGAAUGGCCUUGUCCCUCAUCUGAUGACUUGGAAGCAGAUGAGUUUGUACAAUCUCGAGGCUCCAAAAGAACCAGCGGGGCGAACGUCUCUGAAAGUCCAAGCAAAGUUCUGAUGGUAGAGGAAUCAUCUCCACAAGUGUCAUCUAGACUUCAGAAUUUGAGACUAAAUAAUUUAAUCCCUAGGCAACUUUUUAAACCCACAAAUGGUCAAGAAACAAUAAAGCUGGGCUUGUUGGUUUCUACCUGUAAUCCUGAGUCUGAGGCAGGAGAAAUGUGAGUUUGUGGCCAGCCUGGACAAUGUAACAAGACUAUUCCAAAACAGAACAAAAGAAAACACGACAACAGCAAAAGAUUUACUGCAGAUUGCUCAAAAUAAUUCUUUUAGCUUUAUAGUUUCAGGAUCAAAGAUAUUUUAAAUUUACUUGGUCAGAGGAGAAACAAUGAUUUCAUGUCAUCAUGAGAAUUUGUAGCAUUCAACAUAAUUAUGAGAGAAGAUACAUAUGUUUAGAAAGAGAUGGUACUUUAAAAACAAAAGCAUUCGUAAUUUUAGGAUUCAUGCCUUCUAUGAUCGUGGUUGGUUGUCUUUGUCAGUGGAUUGAAUCGGUGACAAAGAUGAGCCAUAAUUGCUUAUGGACACAUAAGGACAUCUUGUCUUCUGCAAAGAGGUCAUUUUGCAGGUUGUCACUCACUUUAUCACAGCUGCUAGGGCCGAGCACCCUUGGGACACUUCCUGGCCAUGCCUUCCUAGUUAGCAGAGCAUUGCUUUGAAUGUAUCCCAUUUUAAGAAAAAUCAACUUUUAAAUUUAUGUGGCUAAAUGGUGCCAUGAUUUGAAUAUGUCCCUAAGCUUCAUUUUGUCCCCAAAUGCAACAGAGUUGGGAGGAGAGGCCGAAGGAAGGCUGUUUAGGUCAUGAGUGGUUAGUUAUUGUGAGAGUGGGGUCCCGAUAAAAGCAAGUCUGUCUACUUUCAUGAUAUGACCAACCAGGAAAGCCUGCCCAGAUGCCAAUAUCCCGACACAGGCAUACUUGGAUUCAUUGUACCUCUCAGGUGUUAUGUAAUAUACAAAUUGAAAUUAUGUGGCAACCCUGUGGGGAGCACAGGGUUAUGCAUCUAAUUGUUUUUUUUUAUUUUAAGCAAUAAAUAUGUUUAUUGGUG